Temnothorax curvispinosus is the source of this 1789-nucleotide messenger RNA. RefSeq lists its product as uncharacterized. The transcript is spliced from 5 exons. The coding region runs from base 489 to 1496 and encodes 335 amino acids. NCBI's taxonomy places the organism in Eukaryota, Metazoa, Arthropoda, Insecta, Hymenoptera, Formicidae. The record is from RefSeq and is a predicted model, not a curated record.
UACCCAAAUUACAUAAACUGUACAUGUCAGUAUUAACAUUAUAGAACGGUACAUAAACAUCACAUCGACAUAAGAAACUUGCUCAAUGACACUUCUUAUAGAAUGUUGACACUUUCGUGAACUAUGCCUGUCUCAAUGUUCAAGGGCAUCACAAAUUUCGUAGAACAUGAAAAUUUUAUUUUGAUAUCCUUCGUAAACGCAGGUGGAUCAUGGGACGUGAAUCUCCCCACUACUUGACUUGGGUUAGCCGAAGCUCGCCGAAGCUUUAGUAAGAGCAUUCCAAGUCAAGUAGUGGAAAGAUUCGCGUCCCGCAAUCUACUCGCACAGUACUGUCGCACUGAGCCACAACGGCAAAUUUUUUUGCUUCUCAGUAAAUAUUAGUAAAUGAGUGAAUUCCAGUGCGGACUGUGAAUAUUUACUACAUUAAAAAUAGUGGUUUUUAAUAUAAAAGAAAACAUUAUAGAGGGAGAUUAAUCCAACUGAACAAUAUGACAUCACUUGAUGACAAUAGUUCUUCAAAUCUGAACGACGACGAUGAAAAUUCUAGAAUCUCCAUUGUUUCGAAUAAUUCUGAAACGGAGAUGACUUCUACAAGCUUCGAAAAUAGAAUAAACACUCCAUCUGAAACAUCCAUUGAGAGAGUAAGUUUGGAAGAAGAAUGCAAUAAACGGUCAUAUUUAGAUGGUAGAUGGUUUGUUCCUGAUCUAUCAAAACCUUCCUCUACUGGGAAAGUUUACGGUAUAUGCCAGAUGUGUAAAAUAGAAUUCAACAAGCAUUCUGUUAUAUGUGGAAGUUUAAACUCUUCAUCCAAUUUUAAAACUCAUUUAAAGAGAGUACAUAGUCAAAAAUUGACGGAGUUUGAGAAUUACUGCUUCGUUAAAAGACAACGCCUUCACAGUUCUCAAGACAAUAAAAAUCGAAGAACCUACUGUGAUUUUUCUCAAAAAGAAUUUGAAGACAAUGUUACAAACUUUAUUUUAGAGAGUUUUGUGCCAUAUAAUACAGUAGAGUUACCCUCAUUUCGGAAAAUUUUUGAUGAUAUGAAUAUUCGUAAAGAUAACAAACAACUGCACCAUUUGUCUACUCGUACAUUACUACGUAGAAUUGAGGAGUCAUAUAAGGACAAAAUGAAUAAUAUAAAGAACGAGAUUUCGAACGUCAAAUAUGUGUGUACAACAGCAGAUAUCUGGAGUAGCCACAGUCGUCGAUUCAUUGGUGUGACUGUUCAUUGGAUUGAUGAACAGUCUUUCAAAAGAUAUUCAUAUGCCAUUGCCUGCAAACGAUUCCCCGGAAGCCAUACACAUGAUCGAAUCGCCAAUAUUUUGAAUGAAAUUCAUUCAAAAUAUGAAAUAAUUGGUGAGAAGUUGGUAGGCACUGUUACGGAUAAUGGUUCCAAUUUUGUCAAAGCUUUCAAAAAAUUCGGAGUUCAUUUAGAUGAUUCUUUGUUUCAUGACGGUGAGUUGAUGUUUAAGCAUUUUUUUUAUCAAUACACUUAAAUCUAAGCAAUAAAGACAUUAAUAGAUAGAUGAGUAAAUGGAUUGACUCUUAAAUAGAUAAAUGAAUAGGUGAGAAAAAAUUGGUUUAAAAUAUUUCUAUCUAAAUUGGUAUUUAUUACCCCCUACUAUUAUGCUGUUAAAUGAAAAUUCUAAAAAAAAUUUUGGAACAAUAAAUAGGGGCAAAGUUUCCCUAAGUUUUAGCUAAUUGUAGGAAAGAAUCAUGAAUAUAUUGAUAUUUCUAUUUUUUCUGAAAACUCAUAAGGCCUAUUCGUUUUAACUGAACUUCUUGCAAC